Molecule: messenger RNA, 1176 nt
Organism: Sporothrix schenckii 1099-18
Lineage: Eukaryota; Fungi; Ascomycota; Sordariomycetes; Ophiostomatales; Ophiostomataceae
Exons: 1
Coding region: 1-1176 (391 amino acids)
Source: RefSeq, a predicted model, not a curated record
AUGUCUGAAAAAUACGACGCACAUCAAAGUGGGACCACAACAUGCACGGUCACGCCGCCACUCUCUCCAACGCACGUCUUCAAGCUCGCCUACGCUCUGGCUUUGCCCGGCCGUUUCCACUGCGAUCUUGCGCGGCUGAUGAAGUGUGCCUUGUUGUACGAACAUGAUCGCAACCGAACUCCCAGCGCCGAUGUCGACAGCAGUCGCUCCUAUGGACGUGGCUUCCACGAGGCUUGCCUGGUUGCCCAGGGCUUCUACCAGAUUGAGUCGGAGGACAGUAACGACAACGACGACGACGACGACAGCAAGUUCGCCCGUGACGCCGGCGACCGGUUGACACUGCCCGCCCGCAUCGACCGCGUCUGGACCGCCACGCGCCUGUUUCUGCUGCGCGGCAUGGUCAGCAUGGGCGACGGCAACGGCAACGUCGUCGAGCGCGUCGAGGCCGUGCCGAACCCGGCAACGCACGCCUGUGUGGACGUGCCCGUCUACAGCGAGGGCAACAACGAUGGCAAAAACAAAACCGGUGCGGACGGUUCCCUGGGCCCCGAUCCGGACGUGACGCCUGCGGACUUGCCGUCCCUCCUCCCGCGGUGGAACAACAUGGCCCUCCCCACCGACGACGUCGCCGACGACAUGACCGACGCGGCGUCGCUUCCUUGUCGGCCCUGGAGUGACACGUUUCUGUGGGCCUGCGCCGGCUGCACCCUCGGCACACACUGCAUCCCCGUGCCGGAGUGGCACCGCCGCGGCCAGAGCCGCCACGACCACGACCACCACGACAGCAGCCUCACCCUCGACGCGGUCACGGCCAAAGUGGCCCACGUCGUGCACCGGCUGCAGUUCAACGAGCGCCAGAGGCUGGCGCUGCAACAGCAGGGCGCCCCCCACGAACACGGCGCCGUCUACGUCCGCCACCGGCGGCUGUGGGCGCCGUACCCCGGGCCGCGCCGGCUCGUGCCCGGCCCGGCCGACCAGACGCAGCUCGAGGCCACCGUGACGGACCUCUUCCGGCUGCUGGCCGCCAAAGACCGCGAGCUCCGGCUGCUGAAGCGGGUGCUGGGCAAGCCGUGGAUGGUGGCGCCGGCGAUUCGGUCACGGGUCGAGGGGGAGGCCAAAGCGGAGGCCAUGGAGGCGGCAGAGGCAGCAGAGGCAGCAGAGGCCAGGCAACCGUGA